AGCCCAUUGCUCUUGCACGAGGCGGAAGUCCCUACAUCGCUACCCGCCCUGAGCUUGUCGGCGCCCUGGUGAAGACGCUUCACCGGAGCUAACCGCCCUGACUGGGCUCUCCUCCUCCUCCUCCUCCUCCUCCUCCUUCUCCCUGUUCUCGCAUCCCCUCCUUCCCUCCCUCCUCCUCCCUCUACCUUCCGAUGUCUUUCAUCCUCCACCCCAUCAAUUACGCUAUCCAGCGCACGAUCAAUGCUGUGCUGAAGACUCCCGAGAGCGGGGCAAGGGUGACGGGGCAGACAGUGGACGACGAUGUGGCGACGAGGGUCAAUUUGCAGCCCGAGGAAUUGGCGUUCGACCCUGAUAGGGGCUUCAAGCCCACCUUCUAUAGCGUGUUGAAGAGACCGAAGACUAACGCAGAAGCUCAGAACUUGUACAACCAUAUGCGAACCAUCGCCUGGUAUUCUGACGCCCUGCCUUUGCUCUCGAGUUGGCUACCCUUCAACAUCGGUAUCGAGGGACUGCUAGGAUUGAUUCCCUACGUGGGCGACUUCUUCGGUCUCAUCAUAGGUGUCUACCUGGUCUGCCUUGCGGCCCUGUUUGGCUUGCCGCUGCAGACAAUAGGCAUCAUGGUGGCUCUCGUCAUCGUGGACACCACUGUUGGUCUCGUGCCGAUCAUCGGUGAUGCCAUCGAUGUAGCGUUCAAGUCUAACCUCUACAUUCUCGCACUCUUCGAACAUCAACUUACCCAAAAGAAGGGCAAGUGUGGCGCAGGCGAACUCCAGAUUGUGAUGCCUCCUUCUGGGAAGUACAUGCCCUCGGGGAAGCAUCGCAAAGCGAAGCCGGCACGGCAGCCGGCAGCGAGCCAAAGAGCCGGGGCUGCAAAGCCACCGCCCCAUACCUUCCAGUCCAAUCGGGCUUCCAAUCCUGAGGACGACCCUCCCGAAGUUGCGCCAGGCUACUCAUACAGUAGGCAGGAUUUUUGUAAAGGGGCGACUGGCUAUGAAGGCAGGGUCGAAGACUUCUCCGCUUCGGGCACUACCACUACUGCGUCAAGACGACCAGUAGUACCCAAGGCGGAAGUCUGUGAUCUGCCGGCCGUCCCACUCUCGCUGCCUGCCGAAUUUAUGAGCAGCGAAGGUCGAAGCGAAGGUACUGGAGAAGAGCGUGCGAGGCUUUUGGAACCAGACCGUCGAGCUUCAUUCGCGGAUUCGCUGCCGAGUCCUCUGGAAUUCGAAUCUGAGUCCGCAGGUAGCUCGGCCGAAGACGAUGAAGACGAGGGCGGCGAACGCGACGAAGGGCUGGCCGAUGAGCAGCUCGUCUUCGAUGCAUUGAUUCAUAAUGCGGCGAGCUCACCCGUAGGGCCACGGCUCGAAGGUCGACCUCGGAGCGUCAGUCGCUCGCGGCGUCGACCACGGGGCGUCUCCUGGCACGCAGACAUCGCGGGAGGAGGCGAGGAAGACGACGAUAGGGAAGGGAGAUCGCUCAUACGACGCUCCCGUCAUAUAUCCUCUGAGACGGUCAUGAGUACCACGAGCAACAAGGCGCGGAGAGCUCGCUACUUGAUGAUCUUCUCUGCCAUAUUCGCAAUCGCCUACGUCACCUCACUCGACAGCAAUACCGGAUUCCUCUACCUCAACUUUGCCUGCUCGGAGUUUGGAGCUCUAGCCUCCUUCAGCACUGUUGCCAUCUGUCAGCAGAUGAUCUAUGCCAUUGCCAAGCCGCCCAUUGCCAAGCUGUCGGACGUCUUUGGGCGAGCCGAGGCUUUGGUGUUCUCACUGACGCUGUACGCCUCUGGCUAUGCAAUCGUAGCCACAGCGCAAUCUCUGAACGCAGUCAUCGGAGGCAUCAUGCUGCAGGCUGCAGGCAAUACUGGAGUGCAAGUGCUACAGUCAAUCAUCAUUGCCGAUUUGACGACGGCAAAGUGGCGCGGACUUGUCAUCUCCCUCGUCAAUAUACCCUACCUGAUCAAUUGGGCUGCUGCUGGGCCUUUGGUCGACGCUGUCAUCAAUUCAGGAGGCGGCUGGCGAGCAGGAUACGGUAUGUGGGUUAUCAUUGUCCCCUUGGCUGCGGCACCCCUGGUCAUCAUUCUCCUCAUCGGACAAAGUCAAGCUCGUAAAGCCGGUUUGCUUGCCCGUCCUCCCCUCUUCUCUAGAGGUUGUGGCUCAGCUUUCUCACAGCUCUCAACGGAGAUUGAUGCACUCGGCCUGUUGCUCUUCACGCUUUCUUGGACGCUCAUCCUCGGUCCCCUGACGGUCGCGGGACAUGGCUCUAAAGUCCCACCAGGUGUAGCUCCAGCCGUCAUGGUCAGCGGCCUGCUCCUACUGCUCCUCUUUGUCUUCUGCGAGUCCAAAGCUACCAACCCGAUCAUGCCGCUGCGCUUCCUCCGGAAUCGCGCAGUAGUCUGCGUCUGCAUGAUUGGCAUCUUGGACUUUGCCUCAUUCUACCUCAGUUGGACGUACAUCAGUGCAUUCGUCCAGGUAGUCAAGGGCUGGGGACAGACGCAGACGGGGUAUUUUGCCACUACGCAAAAUGUCACUUCAACGAUCUUUGGCAUCUGCAUCGGCUCCCUGAUGGCCUGGACGAGGAGAUUCAAGCCAUUUCUGGUAGGAGGCGCCAUAGUGCGGAUCAUCGGGACGGGUAUGAUGAUCCGGUAUCGCAACUCGCACGACCCGACAAUCAUGCUCGUCCUCUGCCAGCUCCUACAGGGCAUCGGUGGAGGUUCCGUAGCUAUCACCAUGCAGAUUGCAGCGCAGAUCUGUGUGCCCCACGCAGACGUGGCCAUUGUGACUGCUCUGGAGCUGCUCACCACCGAGAUCGGCGCGGCGGUUGGUUCCGCCACUGCGGGACUCAUCUUUGUGACCAUCCUCCCGGAUCGUCUGCGUCUUCAUCUGGGAUCGUCAGUCACAGAAGAGGAGGUACAGCACAUCUUUGGUAGCCUGUCGGAAGCAGUGAGCUUCCCUAUGGGCUCUCCUCAGCGCUUGGCAAUCAUUGCCGCUUGGACCGAGACGAUGCAUCGCCUUUGUGUCACCGCGACGCUGCUACUACUCCCGACGAUCCCUCUUGCGCUACUCAUUCCGGACCUUGUAUUGCCGGAUACGCACAAGAGGGCGAGAUCCCACUCUCACACAGGAGGGCGCUCUCAUUCUCACUCAAGACAUGCCUCGGCGAAUUCACAACAUCAGCAACAGCAUCAGAAUCAGCAUCAUCAACUCUACAAUCAGCAUCACUACCUACAACACCACCAGCAUGAGGACCAAGAAGAGUACGAGCACGAGUACGAUCGUAUUCGCGCCAUUCACUCCUACAAGUCUCGUCGUACGAGCAACGGCAAGUACUCGAAUGACAAUUCGACAAUGCCCAGCAACACCUGGCCACGCACCUCGCAGAGGGAGAAUGGCAACGAGAGUGGCCACGGAAAGCCCUCCCUUACCUUCUCCGACGGAGUGAUGGAGGGUGCGAGCGCAGGUGAGGAUACUUCCCAAGGUGGCGAGGAGGCUGGCGAGGAGCGGUCCGAGGGGCAGCAGCAGCAGCAGCAAGAGGGCGGGCGGCGUCCCAAGGAAGAGCAGGAGGCUCUCCCGCGCGGUAGGGUAGGUGGGAAAGCGGUGACUGCCGCUGACUACCAGGAGGACCAAGACGAUGCAACAGGAGCAGGAGCAGGAGCAGGAGCAGGAGCAGGAGAAGGAGAAGUACGACCCUAUCGCUUGUAGCUUGUGGACCUCUAGCCUGUAGCCUGUGGGCAGUCAGUGGAUCUAAUGUAUGACAAGUGCAAAUGUAGACAAGUAGCCAGC
Messenger RNA from Microstroma glucosiphilum, 3779 nucleotides. Its product is annotated as MFS general substrate transporter. Gene Ontology annotation, biological process: transmembrane transport. NCBI's taxonomy places the organism in Eukaryota, Fungi, Basidiomycota, Exobasidiomycetes, Microstromatales, Microstromataceae. The transcript is spliced from 3 exons. Gene Ontology annotation, molecular function: transmembrane transporter activity. The record is from RefSeq and is a predicted model, not a curated record. The coding region runs from base 192 to 3698 and encodes 1168 amino acids.